Messenger RNA from Ictidomys tridecemlineatus (thirteen-lined ground squirrel), 5628 nucleotides. RefSeq names its product intraflagellar transport 140 (gene Ift140). Gene Ontology annotation, cellular component: intraciliary transport particle A; ciliary basal body; axoneme. The record is from RefSeq and is a predicted model, not a curated record. NCBI's taxonomy places the organism in Eukaryota, Metazoa, Chordata, Mammalia, Rodentia, Sciuridae. Gene Ontology annotation, molecular function: protein binding. Gene Ontology annotation, biological process: intraciliary retrograde transport.
CGUGUUGACGGAUGCGUGAGAAGAAAACGCUACCUCAGCGCCGCGUCUUGAAUCGCGCGCGAACCCCAGCUAGGACCUGCAAGGUUAGGAGCUCAGAGCUGGUGGUCACUUUCCUUCACCGUAGUGAUGAAGGAACGUUUUUGAAACUCCAGUAUCUGCCAAAGUGGGGCUUAAAAAACUAACGGUCCCCCGCAUACGUGCGCACUCCACGCCUCUCGGAAUUCCACCCGUUCUCCGGAGCGGACACUGCUACUGCUGCGUCCGCUUCUGACGGCACCGUCUGUCUACAGGCCAGGAGCCGCUGGGGUGCGCACGGCCCCAGGCUCCUGGAGGCGUCGCGCGGCACUGACGUACUGGAUGCGCGCCACAGGCGGGAACGGCGUGGGCCAUGGCCUGUCGCGGGGAAGCGCUGGCCCCGCGCCCUUCCUUCUGAGGUGACGCAGCGGAGCCCGCAGAGAGCCACGGAACAGCACGCUGUCUGCCCGGGGUCGGCAUUGUCUCAAUCGCCGCCUCCAUCCCAGAGCGGCCGCAGCUGGCUGGCGCUGUGCCUCCGGGACUGAGCCGCCGCGGGGAGGUGCGCCGAGUGCUGCCGACCGCCUUCGGCUCUUUCCGCCACUCGCGCGCCUCGGGCGGCCUCGGUGGUGAGUAGCUCUUCCUCUGCGGCUUCCGCCUCCCAGGCGCGGCGUUGUCCUGACAACGCGGACGGCGCAAAGGCUACGGUCAGGUUUCAGCCCAGCCAGAUCUGUGUUUCAUCAUGGCCCUCUACUUUGACCAUCGAAUCAAAGCCCCAGAAGCAGUUGGGUCCCCUUCCCACAUCAGUUGGCACCCUGUUCAUCCGAUCUUGGGGGUCGCCUCCCUGAGUACAACCUCAGGGGGUGUUGUGGAUAUCUAUCUGGAACAGGGUGAGCAUGUGCCAGAUACUCAUGUUGAGAAGUCCUUCCAGGUCACUUCCCUGUGCUGGCACCCAACACGGCCAAUUCUGGCUAUUGGCUGGGAAACUGGAGAAGUGACUGUGUUUAACAAGCAGGACAAGGAGCAGCAUGCAGUGCCUCUAACACACACUGCAGAUAUCACCAUUCUCAGGUGGAGCACCAGUGGGAGCUGCCUUGUUUCUGGGGACAGGCUUGGUGUCCUGCUCCUCUGGAGGUUGGAUCAAAGGGGUCGAGUACAAGGCACGCCCUUGCUGAAGCACGAAUAUGGAAAGCACCUCACUCAUUGCAUUUUCCGGCUCCCCCCACCCGGCGAGGACCUGGUUCAGUUGGCAAAGGCAGCAGUGAGUGGCGAUGAGAAAGCCUUGGACAUGUUUAACUGGAGAAAAAGCGGCUUUGGAAGUUUCCUGAAGAUGGGGUCUCAAGAGGGCCUGUCAUUCUUUGUCAGUCUGAUGGAUGGGACAGUUCACUACGUGGAUGAGAAAGGCAAGACCUCCCAGGUGGCAUCCACAGACAGCUCCAUCCAGAUGCUGUUCUACAUUGAGAAGAGGGAGGCACUGGCAGUGGUCACAGAGAACCUUCUGUUGUUCCUGUUUAUGGUGACACCUGAGGGCGAAGCUGAUGAGGUGAUGAAGGUGAAGCUAAGUGGGAAAAGGGGUCGCCAGGCAGACAUCGCUUUGAUUGAGGGCAGUCUUCUCGUGAUAGCCACAGGGGAAGCAGUUCUCAGAUUCUGGGACUUGGAACGAGGAGAGAAUUACAUACUGUGUCCAGAGGAGAAGUUUGGCUUUGAAAAAGGAGAGAAUAUAAAUUGUGUGUGUUACUGUAAAGCCAAAGGUCUUCUGGCAGCUGGUACUGAUAAAGGGCGAGUAGCCAUGUGGAGAAAAGUACCAGGCUCCUGGAGCAGCCGAGGGGUAGAGGGCAAGGACAUGUGGACCCUUCAAACCCCUACUGAGCUUGAGGGAAGCAUCACACAGAUAAAGUGGGGCUCCAGGAAGAACCUGCUGGCAGUGAACAAUGUCAGCUCUGUGGCAAUCCUCAGUGAGCAGGCCAUGUCAUCGCACUUCCAUCAGCAAGUGGCUGCCAUUCAAGUCUCUCCAACCUCAGUCAAUGUGUCUUUCCUGUCCACUGGGGCAACACACAGCCUGCGCACAGACAUGCACAUCAGUGGAGUGUUCGCCACCAAGGAUGCUGUGGCUGUCUGGAAUGGAAAGCAGGUGGUGAUAUUUGAGCCUUCUGGAGCCGUGUUACGGAAUGCAGGGGCCUUCCUGUGUGAGUCCCCAGUGGUCGCCAUGUAUGAGGACAGCGUUUAUACAGUGGAGCCAAAUCGAGUUCAGGUUCGGACCUGGCAGGGGACUGUCAAACAACUCCUGCUGUUCUCUGAAACAGAGGGAAACCCGUGCCUCCUGGACAUCUGUGGGAAUUUCCUGGUUGUAGGGACAGACUCCGCUCACUUUAAAAGCUUUGAUCUUUCCCGAAGAGAGGCAAAGGCCUACUGCAGCUGCAAAAACCUGGCCGAAGUGAUCCCUGGGGUGGGGGCCAUCGCUUCUCUCAGGUGCAACGCCAGCGGGAACAAGAUCAGUAUCCUCCUCAACAAGGUUGACAACAGCCCCGAUUCCAAAAUCUGCUUCUAUGAUGUUGAAAUGGACACAGUGACUGUCUUCGACUUCAAGGCCGGACAGAUUGAUCAGAGAGAGUCGCUGUCCUUUAAUGGACAAGAGACUAACAAGAGCCACAUUUUUGCAGAUGAAAGGCUGACAAAUCAUGUUCCCGUGAGUCAUUUCUGGGAUCAGAGCGAGCCCAGGCUUUUCGUGUGUGAGGUCGUGCAGGAGGUGCUGGGACCCCAACCACAGGCUGCAGACAAGCAGCCCCUCACUCAGGACAGCGCCAGCCCCACGGAGGACGUCUUGGUUCUGUCCUUCUUCAUUUCCGAAGAGCAUGGCUUCCUGCUGUAUGAGAGUUUCCCCCGGCCUCCCGCCUACCAAGUGCUGGUGGGGAUGGAAGUGCCCCAUUAUUACUUCACAAGAAAGCCUGGUGAAGAAGACAGAGAAGACAGGGUGAAUUCUGGGCACCACCAUGUCCCCCAGAUGGUGGCCAAGAGACCCCUGCGAGACUUUGUGGGGCUGGAGGACUGUGACAAGCCCACUCGGGAUGCCAUGCUCAACUUCAGCUUCUUUAUCACUGUUGGAGACAUGGAUGAAGCUUUCAAGUCUAUCAAGCUCAUUAAAAGCGAGACUGUAUGGGAGAACAUGGCACGCAUGUGUGUGAAGACCCAGCGGCUGGACGUUGCCAAGGUGUGCCUGGGAAACAUGGGCCAUGCCCGUGGGGCCCGAGCAUUGCGGGAGGCUGAGCGGGAGCCAGAGCUGGAGGCUAGAGUGGCCAUGCUGGCCAUACAACUGGGCAUGCUGGAGGAGGCCGAGCAGCUGUAUAAGGAGUGCCAGCGCUACGAUCUCCUGAACAGGCUCUACCAGGCCUCUGGCCAGUGGCAGAACGCCGUGGCUGUGGCUGAGCUACACGACCGCAUCCACCUGCGCACCACUUGCUACAACUACGCCAAGCACCUGGAGGCCAGCGCUGACCGCGGCCUGGCCCUCAGCUACUACGAGAAGUCUGACACCCACCGUUUCGAGGUGCCCAGGAUGCUCUCUGAAGACCUGCAGUCCUUGGAGCUCUACAUUAAUAAGAUGAAGGACAAGACGCUGUGGAGGUGGUGGGCCCAGUACUUGGAGAGCCAGGCAGAGAUGGAUGCUGCCCUGCGCUACUACGAACUAGCUCAGGACUACUUCUCCCUGGUCCGCAUCCACUGCUUCCAGGGCAACAUCCAGAAGGCUGCCGAAAUAGCCAACGAGACUGGAAACUGGGCAGCGUCUUAUCACCUCGCCCGGCAGUAUGAGAGUCAGGAGGAGGUGAAGCAGGCGGUGCAUUUCUACACGCGGGCACAGGCCUUCAACAAUGCCAUCCGCCUAUGCAAGGAGAAUGGCUUGGAUGACCAGCUCAUGAACUUGGCCCUGUUGAGCUCUCCGGAGGACAUGAUUGAGGCAGCUCGUUACUAUGAGGAGAAGGGCAAGCAGAUGGACAGGGCAGUCAUGCUGUACCACAAGGCUGGCCACUUCUCCAAGGCCCUGGAGUUGGCCUUCACCACCCAGCAGUUUGCAGCCUUGCAACUCAUAGCAGAGGACCUGGAUGAGAAUUCAGACCCCGCCCUCCUGGCCCGAUGCUCUGACUUCUGCAUUGAACACAGGCAGUUUGAGAAAGCAGUGGAACUGCUGCUGGCUGCCAAGAAGUAUCAUGAGGCUCUGCAGCUGUGCCUAGAACAGAAUAUGAUCAUCACUGAAGAGAUGGCUGAGAAGAUGACUGUGUCCAAGGACUCUAAGGACCUGUCUGAGGAGUCCCGGCGUGAGCUGCUGGAGCAGAUAGCCAACUGCUGCAUGCGUCAGGGCAACUACCACCUGGCCACCAAGAAGUAUACACAGGCCGGGAGCAAGCUGAAGGCCAUGAGAGCACUGCUCAAGUCUGGAGACACGGAGAAGAUCGUGUUCUUUGCAGGCGUCUCCAGGCAGAAGGAAAUCUACAUCAUGGCUGCCAACUAUCUGCAGUCCCUGGACUGGCGGAAGGAGCCGGAGAUAAUGAAGAAUAUCAUCAGCUUCUAUACAAAGGGGCGGGCCCUGGACCUCCUAGCUGGCUUCUAUGAUGCCUGUGCCCAGGUGGAGAUUGAUGAGUACCAGAACUACGAGAAGGCCCACGGGGCACUGACUGAGGCCUACAAGUGCCUAUCCAAGGCCAAGGCCAAGAGCCCUCUGGACCAGGAGACCAAGUUGGCCCAGCUGCAGAGCAAGAUGGCAUUGGUGAAGAGGUUCAUCCAGGCCCGCAGGACCUACACGGAGGACCCCCAGGAGUCCAUCAGGCAGUGUGAGCUGCUCCUGGAGGAGCCCGACCUAGACAGCACUGUCCGCAUUGGGGACGUCUGCAGCUUCCUGGUGGAACACUACGUGCAGGGGGAGGAGUUCCAGAUGGCCUACAGGUACCUCGAGGAGAUGCGCAAGAGACUUCCUUCUGCCAACAUGUCCUACUACGUGGACCAGCAGACAGUGGAUGCCGUGCAUCAGGGCCUGGGACUCCCUCUGACACGUGUGGUGCCUGAGCGGAUCCGCCACAACAGCAUCGAGGACCACGAUGAGGUGGUAGAGGAGGUAGAGAACGGCCCCUGAUGGGCCUUGGCCAUUGUCCUGCUGCUGAGAUCUGCUUCUGGAAUUUCCAGUCUCUAGUCAUCUCUUUUUUGUAGGGGGAAAAAAAACUUGUUCAUAUCAUAACAAGUAAGCAGGGCCCAGCCCACAGUGUGCAGAGGACUGCCUGUAUCCCUAAGUCUUCCCUUGGUGUUCCUGCCUCAGGGCACUUGGCAGCUUCGGUGGUGUUUUAGUUUAAUUCCUUUUAAAGGAGCUGGAUUCAGCUUUCCCAGGUUCUCCCGACUACCAGUUGUGGAGUGGAAGGAACUUGUAGAACUUGGUGCACUGAGGCUGCACCUGGGUCUUGGAGAUGCCCAUCACUGCUAAUCACACCCACACCCAGAUGGCUCCAGGAUGAUUCAGCAGGGACCACUGUGGCCAGGCCCAAGUCCUGUCGGUCACACCUACCACCAGAUGUUGACAUUCCUACAACUCCAAUAAAGCCUACUUUCUCAGAGGCCUAGGCCCCUUCCACCCCU